Molecule: messenger RNA, 1392 nt
Organism: Hydra vulgaris (swiftwater hydra)
Lineage: Eukaryota; Metazoa; Cnidaria; Hydrozoa; Anthoathecata; Hydridae
Source: RefSeq, a predicted model, not a curated record
GUCAUGGUAGAGAUACUUUAGUUUUGGAUAAAUUAGUUUAGUCUGCGCAUUUAGGAGACAACUUUUUCUCUAAUAGAAAAAAAGUUUUACAUGCAAACUGAAAUUUUCUUGAAAAUUAACUGGGCAAGAGUCCUAACAAGUAUCGGAUGGUAUGAAAAAAAAAUUAUAGUCUGAAACUUAAUAAAAAAAAACUUAACACAAACAGAAAACCCAAAAAUGCUAAAAUUACGUCAUAACUUUAGUUCCGCCAAAUCCGGUAAUAGGAAUGCUCAAAUAUAAAAUAGAAAUAUUAAAUGAUUUUUGUAUUUCGAUAUAUGCGCCAACUCUUAAACGACUGUAAAACUACCUUGCGGUUAUCUAAUUAAAUCCACCAAAUCCGAUAAUAAAAACAGCUCAAUUAAUAGAUUUAAAAAUCAUCUGAUUUUUGCAUUAUGAUAUGUGCGCCAACUGUACUCUAAAACCACUAAAACUUGGCCAUGCUUUCUCUCAUUCAAAUCGAUUAUACAACAAGGAACUGCAAACUAAAAUACAGCAAAGAACUACAAGUAAGUUUCAUCUCUAUCGUUUACAAGUUUACUUAUUUUAAUCAUCCAUUUAAAAAAUUAAUCUUAAUUCGGAACUAAUAAAGUUAUUAUGCUUUUGACACAAGAAUAAACAUUAAGAUUAUAUUUUAGAAAUGAGCAGCCAAAAUACAGAAGGCGACGAAGAAGUUUCAGAAUUUUUUAGAAAUGUUCAAGAGAUAAGUGAAAAAGAAUUAUCCUCAUCGGAAGUAAUGGACAAACUAAAAACCUUGGAAGAUUCAGUUGGUCUUAUAUUACAACAACUUAAAAAAUUAGAAAAAUCAAACGGUAAGCAAAAAGCACCAACAGGAUCAAUAUCAACAGCACCCCUGGCAAAUAUUUCAGAAGCACCAACGGGAUCUGCAUCAAAAGCACCAUUGGCAGUUGUGUCAGCAGCACCCCUGGCAAAUAUUUCAGAAGCACCAACGGGAUCUGCAUCAAAAGCACCAUUGGCAGUUGUGUCAGGUAGUGGGUUUUGCAUACUUAUACAGCAGCACCCCUGGCAAAUAUUUCAGAAGCACCAACAGGAUCUGCAUCAAAAGCACCAUUGGCAGUUGUGUCAGCACCCCUUGCAGUUAUUUCAGAAGCACCAUUGGCAUCAGUGUCAGCAACACAUUCUUCAGUUGCAACAGCAUCUUGGGAGAGUUUCCUUUUAUAUCGCUCCCAGCACCCAGGCCCAUUAUCACAGAGGGCCUUCUUCCGGUGGUGCCAAUAUGGGGGAGAUGAUCCCUCCUUUAGAUGGAGGAGACAGACCCCAUAUGGGGCCACCGGUAGGAGGAGUGGUGCUGGGAGGCAGAAUGACCAAAGGUCAAACAUUAUGAAUUUUCAUCAG